Molecule: messenger RNA, 4461 nt
Organism: Mugil cephalus (flathead mullet)
Lineage: Eukaryota; Metazoa; Chordata; Actinopteri; Mugiliformes; Mugilidae
Gene: tnfrsf21
Product: tumor necrosis factor receptor superfamily, member 21
Exons: 6
Coding region: 341-2407 (688 amino acids)
Biological process (GO): negative regulation of B cell proliferation; negative regulation of T cell proliferation; oligodendrocyte apoptotic process
Molecular function (GO): protein binding
Source: RefSeq, a predicted model, not a curated record
GAGCGGACGGAGAGGGAGCCGCACUGCACACUCACAGCAGAAGCCUGGACGGGGCGAGGCGGCGGUCCCAGUGUUGCCCUCAUCCAUCAUCGCUAUGGGAAUUACCACUGCGUUCUUUCUGAACCAAGCCCUCAUCCCGUAUUACCUGAAACCGGUUCACCUGGAGACACAGACUAUAAAACACUGCAGUUGAGAGACCGUCGCAGCUCCUCUCCUCCGGUAAACUGAGGAGGAUGAUGAUGGUGAUGACUAGCACCUAGAGAUGAGAAGUGUCGCUCAAGCGGACAACUUGGACAAGGACGUUCGCUCCGUCUUCAUCUGCAUUUACUAAAUCAGGACGAUGCCUGCCAUGUGUGUGUCCGCAGUGCUUUUAUAUACAGUGGUGGCUGACAUCACAGCCCAUGUUUUGACCACAGCCAGCCCAGAUGACCAGCCCGUCCUCUCUCCCCGCCACUAUCAGCACACCGACCGAGAGUCGGGUACCCAGCUGGUCUGCGACAAGUGCCCAGCAGGCACCUACGUCUCCGUCCACUGUUCAUCAAAAGCUGUGAGGGAAUGCAGUCCCUGCCCCGACGGUACCUUCACACGAGGUGAAAAUGGGGUCCAGCAGUGCCAUCGCUGCCGGGCUCCAUGCCCAGCAGGCUUCAUCGAGAAAGCUCCCUGCACGGCCACCCAGGACCGCGUCUGCACGUGCCCGCCCAAUACCUUCUUGUCGGGGGGUUCCGGUGCAGAGUGUAAGCCCCACUCCCUGUGCCCUCCAGGGACCAGGGUGAAGAAGCGGGGCAGUGAGACGGAGGACGUGCUCUGUAAGCCGUGCAUCAAGGGAACUUUUUCGGAUGUGGAGUCGAGGUCUCUGAAGUGUCGAAACCGCACAGAUUGCCAAGCUCAGGGACUGGUGCUGCUCACACCAGGGACACGAGAGAGAGAUAAUGUCUGUGGACCUCCUUCUGCAGCGGCAACAUCUGCCUCCACGACCACUCCCAUAGGCCCUGAACAGGCUGUGCUUGUACAGGAAGCCAUGGUUUCUUCAAACUCUCCAUCCUUAUUGACUGGACGUAUACAUAAAGGUAUCUACAGCCAGUCGGCAUCCAUCCUACUGAAGGAAUCGCUGGGUGGUGAAGGCCACAAAGAAGAGGGUCUGCUCCUUAGUCAUCCAGGAACUCCUACUCCGCCAAGCCGUGAUCUCCCACGAACUCCGCUGCUCCCAGCUCGAAAGCAACCAAAGGAAAUCGAGCAUCCACAGGGACAACCCAAUUCUGACACGAUGCCAGGGCCCAACAAAGAGGUGAUGGAGGGUCUGGAUGGCACAGAUUCAGUCAGGGUUGGCACAGGUAUCGGCAAGGUAGCGGGCCAGGGGAACGGAGGUGGGGUCUCUGGUUACUACAGGCCCACACGAAGGGGGUCCCCAAGGCCGAACCCCCACAAUCACUUUGACAUCAACGAGCACCUGCCGUGGAUGAUAGUGCUGCUUAUCUUGCUGGUGCUGGUGGUGAUUGUGGUAUGCAGUGUGAAGCGGAGCUCUCGGGUGCUGAAGAAGGGCCCAGUGCAGGACCCUAGCAGCAUAAUGGAGAAGGCGAUUCAGAAGAAGCCAUCUGCACCACCCACGCAAGUCAGAGAGCGGUGGAUCUACUACUCCAAUGGGCAGGGGGUGGACAUCUUGAAGCUGGUCGCAGCCCAGGUGGGCACCCAUUGGAUUGACAUCUAUCAGUCUCUGGCCAACGCCACGGAGCGCGAGGUGGCCGCCUUCUCCAACGGAUACUCGUCUGAUCACGAGCGGGCGUACGCCGCCCUGCAGCACUGGACCAUCCGAGACAGCGACGCCAACCUGGCCAAGCUGAUCAACGCCCUGCACCGGCAGCGGCGCAUUGAUGUGGUGGAGAAGAUCCGCUGCGUCAUGGAGGACAACCCGCAGUUCGACAUCAACCAGCUGAUGACCUCAGUGAAUGUAAGCCAUAGCCUCAGUCCCAUCCACAAGCCUCUGGAGUCUCCCAGCAGUGUGGGCGGGAGCAGCAGCAGCAGUGGCAGCGUGGGCCGCGUAGGCGGGGUGGGCGUGGAGCAGUCGCCGGUGGACCGCACCAAAGGAUUCUUCCCCGACGAGUCGGAGCCCCUGCUCCGCUGCGACUCCACCUCCAGCAAGGACUCGGCCCUCAGCCGGAACGGCUCCUUCAUUACCAAAGAGAAGAAAGACACGGUGCUCAGGCAGGUGCGUCUGGACCCGUGCGACCUGCAGCCCAUCUUCGACGACAUGCUGCACAUCCUGAACCCGGACGAGCUGCACGUCAUCGAGGAGAUCCCGGCCGCCGAGGACAAACUGGACCGGCUUUUUGAGAUUGCGGGAGUGAAGAGUCAAGAGGCCAGCCAGACGCUGCUCGACUCGGUCUACUGUCACCUCCCUGACCUGUUGUAGAGGAGGAACGAGGAAGAGACCGCAAGGACAAGAAUCAGCAGACUGACGGAUGAAAAGGAAUGUUUUAGCAGGGAGGAUGAGUCAGGCGUGGCAUUGUUCAGAUUAAGCUUGAGUUGACUUUUUAUCUGAUUGAGUUUGACGCCUCAUGCCUUUGUCGCGAUUCGAGCUGGGUGUUUCGCUCUCUGUCUGCUCCCUACAACGACUUUCAAAUCUAGUGCUAACUGCACUCCUCUCUCUCUUUCUCCCUCUCUCCUCCGGUCCACCUCUUCUCUUGUCUUGUGCGUACUCUACUACUCCUUCAGAACACCUCCAUCCUCUACCAUGACACCCUGUCAACCCUCACCGCGACGAAACGAACCCAGCGACCUUAACAGCGAGGCUCCGAAGCCUCCUAAUGUAGAACAGCGCUGGGUUUAACAGGAGCUAAACACGUACUGUCUCCACACAAAGACACAAAUAGCACUUUCUUAAAUGGCCAAUGCCUUCAUGUUGAAAGGGUAAUACCGGUGUUUUGCUGUGGUUCUUGUUGUUCGUGCCAAUCAUCCAGGCUUGUCUUUCUUUUACAUGAUUUCGUUGUUAAGAGUAGUAUUUAAAAGAAACACGGCAGUCAUUGCUAAAUGACUGCAAGAAAAAAAAGCUACAUACAGACAAUAGUUAAUAAGCUAAAACUCUGAACGACACUGGUAUUAUCCUUUUGAGGUUUUUGUUAACCACAUUCUCUGGUGGACUGACCCGUAAGUUAUGUGCCUGAACCUUUUCCCUUUUCACACCUCAUGAGCCGUCUUGACCUCCCCCCCAAAACCCCAACCCCGACCCUCCAGUUCCUCCUGAACCUGGAGCAGAUAGCAACCACCAGCAGGUAGCAGCAAGUAGAUGGCUAACCUGCUGCUCUGGAACCAAAGCCGUGCGUCGUGAAUAUUGGGAUGGACGACCGGGGUUGUGUUCGCCUGAGCUAAUAUCACGAUACGUGGCUUUGCCUUUACCACGCGGCUCUACCGGUACGCACAUCCAGAUCUCUGCUAGCUAGCCCCGUUUGCCUCAACCAAUGUAGCGUUGAAGAAGUGUUCUCGACACAUUUUGGAGCUUCAUGUCUGUGUGGUUGUCAAUCAGUGAUAAAGUGAGAACAACAGAAUAAACACAUGAUUUAUUUUUUUUUUUUAUUUUUUUUUUUGGUUGCAGUCCUAUGUUGUGUAGUUGUUAUUAAAAUGAAAUAAUGAUGCACUAAUUAUAUUUUCUAUUGGAGAGGAAAAUAAUGAUCCCUCUGUGUCAUCUUUCUUUUACUCUGAAAUGCUGUUAACUAACAUUUUGGUUUUGUUUUCUAUACUUAAGUUUCUCAUGUGUUACGUUAUGUUGCCGUUUAGAUUUUUCUUCAGCGGGCAUUCACAUGUAUUUACCCCCGCUCGGCGUCACAAGGUGGUGACCUGGCCGGCCGGGAUGUACGAUAUGCAUACUCCAUAUUCUACUUGAAGUCUGUCUACUUGCGUUACUUGAUUUCACUGAGGAAGAUCUUGUACUGCUUCGGAUUCCUUCCACGUCCAGUGUUCUUAAAAUAAUAGUAAACCUAAAAAGCACCAUCACCAAAAAAUAAAAAAAAACAAACAAAAAAAAAUUAAAAAAAACUAAAAACACAUCAACAUUCGGAGAGGACUUUUGCCGUGAGGGCAGCAGAGGACGGACUCUGUGUUCGCCGAGCCAGAUCCCGUCAUGCUGCCGUGGUGCUACGUCCACAUGAACUCUUACCUGCCUGACGCAAGGAAAGGGGGACUUAACCCUUGGACUAAUGACUAUUUAAAGUAUUCCAGACGAACUGAAAGUUUGCUCUGCCGCGGACUACAGGACGCAGAGGUGGCAGCGAUGACGCUGAAAACGACGUGUGAGGCUGCUGCACCGGUGAGACUGAGGGAUGCGUUUGGUUGACUUUUGAAGGUUGAGGGAGUGGUGUGAAAUGUGGCUCGAGUGGAUGUUUUCCUUAAAUUUCACACGUGUAACCACUAUGUUUACUACUAUGUAACCUCUUAAAAUCAACAGAAUUAAAGCUCAAUACAUUUGUCAUA